UUCUGGGAGGUGAUCAGUGACGAGCACGGCAUCGACCCCACGGGCACCUACCAUGGGGACAGCGACCUGCAGCUGGACCGCAUCAGCGUCUACUACAACGAGGCCACAGGGGGUAAAUACGUGCCCAGGGCCAUCCUGGUGGAUCUGGAGCCCGGCACGAUGGACUCGGUGCGCUCCGGCCCCUUCGGGCAGAUCUUCCGGCCUGACAACUUCGUGUUCGGCCAAAGCGGUGCUGGCAACAACUGGGCCAAGGGCCACUACACGGAGGGCGCCGAGCUGGUGGACUCGGUGCUGGACGUGGUGCGCAAGGAGUGUGAGAACUGCGACUGCCUGCAGGGCUUCCAGCUGGUGGAGUGGAUCCCCAACAACGUGAAGACGGCCGUGUGCGACAUCCCGCCGCGCGGCCUCAAGAUGGCCGUCACCUUCAUCGGCAACAGCACGGCCAUCCAGGAGCUCUUCAAGCGCAUCUCGGAGCAGUUCACGGCCAUGUUCCGCCGCAAGGCCUUCCUGCACUGGUACACGGGCGAGGGCAUGGACGAGAUGGAGUUCACCGAGGCCGAGAGCAACAUGAACGACCUCGUGUCCGAGUACCAGCAGUACCAGGACGCCACGGCCGAGGAGGAGGAGGAUUUCGGCGAGGAGGCCGAAGAGGAGGCCUGAGGGGUUUCCCCAGAGGUCCCAGUCCUUGGCAGUGUUGCUCCUCCCUUUCCCGGUGUGUUGUCCCAGAGAGGCGUCAACCGGCGGGCGGCGCCUUCGGUGUCAUCGUCAUUGUCCUUCAUCAUCGUCAGUGUUGGCCUUGGCCAUCGGCGGCGGCAGCAGCGGAGUCCCCACCCGACCUUCAGCGUUGUCCUCAUGGUCUUCAACCUUCAUCAUCGUCAUCCUGGAAGAGUCCCCAGCCUUCAGCGUUGUCCUCACAGUCCCCAGGCUGCACCAUCCUUGAAGAGUCCCCAAUCUUCAUCACUGUCAGCCAUGAAGAGUCCCCAACUUCCAUCAUCAUCAUCAUCAAUGAGUUCUUGGUCUUUGCCAUCCUUGAAGAGUCUCCAAUCUUGAUCAUGGUCAGAGCUCCCAACUUCUGAAAUCUCCAUCCUUGAAGAGUUCCCAGUUUUCAUCAGCAUUGAAAAGUUCCCAACCUUCAUCAUCAUCAUCUUUGAAGAGUCCCCAGCCUUCAUCAUGGUCAUUCUUGAAGAGCCUCCAGUCUUCAUCAUCAUCGAAGAGCCUCCAAUCCUGAUCAUGGUCAGAGCUUCCAAAUUCCCUCAUUAAAGGAUUCCCAAGGUUCAUCAUUGUCAAGGAGCCUCCAACCUUCAUCAUCCUCGAAGAGUCCCCAGAGUUCACAGUCAUCCUCCUCACAGAGCCUCCAGGAGCUCGUGGUCCUUGCAGAGUCUUCGAUCUUCAUCAUCCUCAGCCCUUGGCCUUCAUUAGGGCUGCUCAGUUGGCCUUGACCUUCAUCAUCCUCAUCAUGGAAGAGCCUCCAA
Molecule: messenger RNA, 1472 nt
Organism: Zonotrichia albicollis (white-throated sparrow)
Lineage: Eukaryota; Metazoa; Chordata; Aves; Passeriformes; Passerellidae
Source: RefSeq, a predicted model, not a curated record